AUGGUUAUGAUCAGUGGGGCAGGUAGGCAGCGGUACCUAGAUCAGCAAUCCGGCAAUGAGGACCAGACGCCCAAGUACCGAGAAGACCAGAGUGACAGCAGUCGCAAAAAGCACAGUGCAUAG
This is a messenger RNA of Plenodomus lingam JN3, 123 nucleotides long. NCBI's taxonomy places the organism in Eukaryota, Fungi, Ascomycota, Dothideomycetes, Pleosporales, Leptosphaeriaceae. The record is from RefSeq and is a predicted model, not a curated record.